AUGCCAUUGAGCGUAAACGCAAGUACCCGUACGGAUCCUUUUCUUUUUGAUUUUGAAGCAGAUCUCGGUCCAGAACCGCAAAAGGCAACAACCAUGGAAAACUCUCAGCAUUUCAUAAAGGACGAACAUGGCGACCAGCAGAACGGUCGAUUUGUUCACAACGACUUCUCCGGCUUCGGUGGCUCGGCAGGCUUUGGUAUCGACCCAUCCGAGCUCUCCAUGAAUCAACAGAGCGGACUCAUGUUCAGCAACAACAAUAACAAUAUCCAACAAUUUUCCGGCUCCGCUAUCACUGACGAUGAGCUUUUGGAUUCCCUUGGAACCUCCUAUGGGUUCCAAGGUGGGCAUAUGGGAAAUGCGUUCAACCCUAACGACAUGGACAACCUACCAGCAAGCCUGGGAGGCCAAAAUCUUCAGUUGGCAUCCAAUAUGAACACCAUGUACUCGCAUACUCCAGAGGAUGCGCCCAUCCAAUCACCAUUCGUUCGAGGAUUUCCUCAGUUCCGCCACCAUAUCCAGACGCAGCAGAUAGAGACCCCAUCUUCUUAUAAUCCAUCUCCUACUAUCAUGUCGUCUUCCGCAGAUGUUCAUGGCACUUCUUUCAGUGAUAUGAUGAUGGCCAAAAAUAAACGUAAGGCAAGACCCGAUAUUGAGCGAGCUGGUUCUAGCAAGAAUACAGUUCCUCAGAACCCCAGGCAGGGCAGUCUCUCACUCAAUACUACAGAAUCAGGCAUGCAAGCGCAGCCAAUCCAAAACUCUCACAUGGGCCGACAUGGACACCAGAAGUCCUUGUCUGGCACCUGGGAUGGUACACCGGGCUCCUUGUCCUAUAUCGAAUCCCCAAUGUCAUCUCCGGGACCAGGCUCCGCUGGUCACCGUCAAAUAUCUGACAUCCUCGGCGGCAAGCAUGCCUCACUGCCCACCAAAGUUGACGGAAUGAGCCCGAGCCAGCAAAGCCAGGAAGCCAAGAGACGACGACGACGUGAAUCUCAUAACCUUGUUGAACGUCGACGACGUGAUAACAUUAACGAACGUAUCCAAGAACUCUCCUUCCUCGUCCCUCAACAUCGUCUUGAAGACGAGAAGGUUAGAAAACACCUCCAGAAUAACACACCGCUUUCUCCGGGACUUCACGGUGUUAGCCCCCCAAGAGCUACCUCUAUGCUUGCCGGCGGUCUUGGAAGACGUGCCAGCGGGGUUGGAGCAACCGCCCUUUCUAUCCCUCUCGAGGAGAAGGACAGAGUUCCUAACAAAGGUGACAUUCUCAACGGAGCUGUCGGGUGGACUAAAGAUUUGAUGUGGGCCCUGUACCAAAAAAUCAAGCAGGAGAAAGAGAUGCAACAGAAACUCGAAUCACUCGGACAGCCCUUCCCCAUCACCAAAAACGAUGAGAUGAAGCGCAUGGAAGCUGAGUUGAUCACUGCUGUCGAAAGUGGUGUUGCCGGCACCGAGCCAUUUAGAUACUCCCGAGGACACGGCUCCGGACUUCGCGUCCCCGGAUUCACUGACCUUGCAGGUGCUCCUCUCAACGGACAAGCCGACCACGGCGGCCUCCCUAUCAACAACCAGCAAUUCUGGCACAAUACCGGCUCCGCUGACAUGAGCGGUAGCCUUGCUUUCAAGGAGGAAGAUGAAUUCGGUAUGGACGUCUCCUAA
This is a messenger RNA of Orbilia oligospora ATCC 24927, 1656 nucleotides long. RefSeq lists its product as uncharacterized. Lineage: Eukaryota; Fungi; Ascomycota; Orbiliomycetes; Orbiliales; Orbiliaceae. The transcript is spliced from 2 exons. Gene Ontology annotation, molecular function: DNA-binding transcription factor activity, RNA polymerase II-specific; RNA polymerase II cis-regulatory region sequence-specific DNA binding; protein dimerization activity. The record is from RefSeq and is a predicted model, not a curated record. The coding region runs from base 1 to 1656 and encodes 551 amino acids. Gene Ontology annotation, biological process: regulation of transcription by RNA polymerase II.